AUGUUGGGCCCAGCCAGAAGUUUCAAAACAUGCCACCCUGCAUUGUUGGAACAAAUGGAAGGGGCCGAAAAGAGCGCAAUAACCUCGAGUCCUUCAGGAGGGCGUAAAGGGCUAGCUGUCAAGGAUGAGCUAGUGAAGAUGCUCAACAAGGCCAAUUGCCUUUACUGGGCAACGAGCCUGAUGGCUCUUGUUUACAGCUUUGUCGACAACAAACUCACUCAGAGGCCCCUCGUUUCUCCUUCCCCAGUGAUCCCCCAACUGCGUGUGGUCCAUGCCGCUUUGGCCAUCCCUCAAGACACCAGAGAGUCGCGCAAUGCUGUCUAUCUUCUUGAAGAGAAGAUAAGUGGCCAUUUUGUCAAAUACAUUAAUAACAAUUGUGCAACUCCACGAGACCACCUUGCCCCUCCCAAACUGGAAAUUGCAAUGUUUUUGUGCUUUGCACAGCACACACAGUAUCAUUUCUCGCAAGGUCUUGUAUUUGUCUCAGACUUUCAAGGAUCUGGUGGAAUUUUAACGGACUGCCAGAUUAUUACAACUAAGUGA
This is a messenger RNA of Serpula lacrymans var. lacrymans S7.9, 543 nucleotides long. RefSeq lists its product as uncharacterized. The transcript has 3 exons. NCBI's taxonomy places the organism in Eukaryota, Fungi, Basidiomycota, Agaricomycetes, Boletales, Serpulaceae. Gene Ontology annotation, biological process: protein phosphorylation. The record is from RefSeq and is a predicted model, not a curated record. Gene Ontology annotation, molecular function: ATP binding; protein serine/threonine kinase activity. Bases 1 to 543 code for a protein of 180 amino acids.